CGCAUCCUGUGUUUGGUUUUCUCCAACCUGAGGAACUGUCUAGUGUCGCUGCGCUAGCAAAUCCAUCGCAGCCUGUUCCUGUCAUGUUUUCAGAGCAACGGGUAGUAUUUUUAACCCCGCAACUGGAGUGUAAGGACACAACACCACACGUUACCGACAGCGAAACCUACGCCUGAGGAUGCUUACAUCGACGUGGAGGUAGACCAGCGGGACCAACAACAGUUCAAAGUGUUUGCUCAAUGCCCCCCUAGUCGGCAAGAAUAGCCCUCCAGUUCCCACAUCCCACCACAUCCAUGUUGACUGCGGCAGCCUUCUCUCGGAGUCCGCGGCUACAAACGCCACAACCCCUUUGUUCGUCCGUGGACAAGAUCCGGCUGAAGUGUAGCGGCUUGUGGAACGACCGUCGUACGUUCAAGUGCACAUCCCCGGUUCAGUUUGAAGGAUUGUUUACCCAUUAAAAUGGCUGCUAAAAUGGCAUUUGGGAGAGAAUGGUCUUGAAUCAAUGCAGGGACGGUACAUUACCAAGCAGAGGCCAAACUGCAAAUAAGCUAACAAAUAAGCUAACAAAUGAUGUAUUAGCUAAUGUUAAACGAGUUAGCUGCUUCAGUAGAUUUAGUCGAUGUUUUUAGGUAGGUUCUGCCAACAAGAAGUAGGGGUGAAGGGAAUUCCUCCCACUCCAAAUCUAUGCAUGCGGUUAACCGAGCAGCUUUUAUAAACACUUAGCUAACAUUGCAGUUUCUUAGCCAUUUCCCCCCUCUCCAAAGCUUUGUAAAGCAGGCUUAGCUGAACCUCAGUUUGAGUAUGCACAACCUUCAGCGAAUAUGCAGGACUUCUUUGUUAUAACGGAAACAUCCUGAGUAGCCCAGGCUUUCACCCAAAGUAGACCUCAAGGCCCCGGUGUUUUACUCGGAUUGGUCGACCUGGAGAGGAAGGAAAAAACAUGGAUCCUGGGGGGAAAUGUAGAGCCAAACUCUUUCUUUUUGGGCCCAAAUUCGCCACCCACAGCGACCUGCGGGGCAUCAACAGAUACUUGGUGGUGUAUGUUUUGUUUUACUUUGUGCUCCUCACUCACGCCUCUCCGGCCAAACCGUGUGACAAGAACUGCCUCUCUGGAAAAUGCAUCAAUGGAUCCUGCGUCUGCGAUCGAGGAUGGGUUGGAGAUCAGUGCCAACACUGCCAAGGGCGCUUCAAGUUGACAGAACCCUCAGGAUACCUCACCGAUGGUCCAAUCAACUACAAGUACAAAACAAAGUGCACCUGGCUCAUUGAGGGCUAUCCAAAUGCAGUUCUUCGGUUAAGAUUCAACCACUUUGCCACAGAGUGCAGUUGGGACCACAUGUACGUCUAUGAUGGAGACUCGAUAUAUGCUCCUCUGGUUGCUGUUUUCAGCGGUCUCAUUGUGCCAGAGAUACGAGGUAAUGAGACGGUUCCUGAGGUCGAGACAACUUCAGGCUACGCACUACUACAUUUUUUCAGCGAUGCUGCCUAUAACCUGACAGGAUUUGAAAUAUUUUACUCGAUCAACUCUUGUCCGAAUAACUGCUCCGGCCAUGGGAAGUGCACCCCUGGGAACUCGGCUGCCAGCAGAGUGUACUGUGAAUGUGACAAGUACUGGAAAGGCGAGGCCUGUGACAUCCCUUACUGCAGGAACAACUGCGGCAGCCCCGACCACGGCUACUGCGACCUCACCGGGGAGAAGCUGUGUGUCUGCAAUGACAGCUGGCAAGGCCCAGACUGCUCUUUAACUGUACCUUCCACUGAGUCCUUCUGGGUGCUGCCCAGUGUCAAGCCCUUUGGCACUUCACUCGCCAGAGCCUCCCACAAGGCCGUGGUGCAGGAAAAGGUCAUGUGGGUGGUGGGCGGAUACACCUUCAACUACAGCUCUUUCCAGAUGAUUCUCAACUACAACCUGGAGAGUGGCAUUUGGAACACAGUUCCCAUCAAUAGUGGCCCUGUGCCAAGAUACGGCCACUCCAUUGCUGCUUACCAGGAUGACAUCUAUAUGUUUGGUGGGAAACUGGAGGCCGGCUGGGGGAAUGUGACAGACGAGCUGUGGGUGUUCAAUGUGCCCAGUCGGACGUGGCAGCGGAGAAACCCUGUGGUUGGCCCACCGGCCCAAGCCCAAAUUUAUGCUGUGGAGGGACACUCGGCACACUGCGUCCAGCUGGACAGUGGCGAAACGAUCAUGCUGGUCAUCUUUGGCUACUCCCCCAUCUACAGCUACAUCAGCAACGUUCAGGAGUACAACCUGAGGUCCAACGCCUGGCUGGUGCCUGAAACUAAAGGUGCCAUUCCCCAAGGAGGUUACGGCCACACCAGCACGCAUGACGGCGCCAGCGGCAGCGUCUACGUUCACGGUGGCUAUAAAGCUCUGCCUGCCAACAAAUACGGCCUUGUUGAUGACCUCUACCGAUAUGACGUUAACACACGGACAUGGUUCAUUCUGAGAGAAAGCGGCUUUCCACGGUACCUGCAUUCAGCUGUGCUGCUCAGCGGCACUCUGCUCUUCUUUGGUGGCAACACGCAUAAUGACACAUCACUCAGCAACGGGGCCAAGUGUUUCUCUGCCGACUUCCUCGCCUACGACAUUGCCUGUGAUGAGUGGAAGCUCCUGCCAAAGCCCGACCUGCACCGCGAUGCCAACCGUUUCGGUCACUCUGCUGUGGUUAGCAAUGGGUCCAUGUAUGUGUUUGGGGGCUUCUCCAGUGUGCUGCUCAACGAUGUACUUGUUUACCGACCUCCCAGCUGCCAGGCCUUCUUGGCAGAGGAGGGCUGCGUAAAAGCUGGGCCAGGGGUCCGCUGCAUCUGGAGCAGAGGCCGAUGUCUCCCCUGGGAGCCCAGCAUGGCUCACGGCAGCCUGACUCCUGCCUCAUUUUGCCCCCCUAAAGCUGUCACAGUAGACGAGUGGUGCUACAGGUUCUCGGACUGUGCCAGCUGUACAGCAAACACCAAUGGAUGCCAGUGGUGUGAUGACAAGAAGUGCAUCGCCGCCUCCAGCAACUGCACCUCUAAUGUGAAGAACUUCACCGAGUGUCCGGUGCGGAAUGAGCAGGUGUGCAGCAAGCUUGCCAACUGCAAGAGCUGCUCGCUGAAUCUCAACUGUCAGUGGGACCAGAAUCACUCGCAGUGCCACGCUUUGCCCGCCCAGCAGUGCAAUGAGGGUUGGAGCCAGGUGGGCGAGGCCUGCCUGAGGAUCAACUCCAGCCGCGAGAGCUACGACAAUGCCCAACACUACUGCAAGAACCUUAAUGGCAACAUUGCAUCACUCACCACCUCCAAACAGGUGGACUUUGUGCUCGAGGAGCUCAAAAAACUCCAACAAGAAGACAAGGUAAAGCGGCUAUCUCCCUGGGUGGGCCUGAGGAAGAUCAAUGUGUCAUACUGGGGUUGGGAGGACAUGUCUCCGUUCACCAACAGCAGUCUGCGCUGGCUGCCCGGCGAACCCAGCGACUCUGGGUUCUGUGCGUACCUGGAGGAGCCUCAGGUGUCGGGCCUGAGAGCCAAUCCAUGCACUGCUACUGCCCACGGCCUCAUCUGUGAAAAAGCUACUGGAAACCCCAAUCAGAGUAACCGUCCAUCUUGUAAGAAGCCGUGCUCGCUGCACGCCAACUGUGCCAACUGUACCAGCCAGGCCAUGGAGUGUAUGUGGUGUGGCAGUGCGCAGCGCUGUGUCGACUCUACUGCCUAUGUCAUCUCUUUUCCCUACGGCCAGUGUCUGGAGUGGCAGACUGCAGAAUGCGUGGCCCAGAACUGUUCGGGCCUGCGGACAUGUUCCCAGUGCUUGGAGCAACCUGAGUGCGGCUGGUGUGGAGAUCCCAGCAGCACAGGGAAGGGCCUGUGCAUGGAGGGUUCAUAUCGGGGGCCGAUGAAGAGACUGGCGAAGCAGGGCCAGCAGGGCCAGUCCCACGAUAUGAGCUUGGAGCCCGGCAGCUGCCCCAAAGACAAAGGCUACGAGUGGGCAUUCAUUCACUGCCCUGCGUGCCAGUGCAACGGCCACAGCACGUGUGUGAACGGCAGUGUGUGCGAGCAGUGCCGUAACCUCACCACUGGUGCUCACUGUGAGACCUGCAUGCCCGGUUACCAUGGAGACCCGACCAACGGUGGCAAAUGCCAGGCCUGUAAGUGUAAUGGCCAUGCAAGUGUGUGCCAGGUGUUAACUGGCAAGUGCUUCUGCACCACCAAAGGGAUCAAAGGAGACCAGUGCCAGCUAUGUGACUCAGAAAACCGUUACCUUGGCAAUCCACUCAGAGGAACCUGUUACUAUAAUCUCCUGAUUGACUACCAGUUCACCUUCAGUCUCAUCCAAGAAGAUGAUAAUCACUACACUGCCAUAAACUUCAUGGCCUCUCCUGAGCAGGCAAACAAGAACUUGGACAUGUCCAUUAAUGCAUCCAAUAAUUUCAACCUCAACAUCACGUGGUCGGUGGGAUCGACAGCUGGAACCAUCUCUGGAGAGGAGGUGCCCAUUGUGUCCAAGACCAACAUCAAGGAAUACAGAGACAGCUUCUCCUGCGAGAAGUUCACCUUUAGGAGCAACCCCAACAUUACUUUUUACGUCUACGUCAGUAACUUCUCAUGGCCCAUCAAAAUCCAGAUUGCCUUCUCUCAGCACAACAGUAUCAUGGACCUUGUCCAGUUCUUUGUGACAUUUUUCAGUUGUUUUCUGUCACUACUCCUGGUGGCAGCAGUGGUGUGGAAGAUCAAACAGACCUGCUGGGCCUCACGGCGGAGAGAGCAACUGAUGAGAGAGCGUCAGCAGAUGGCCAGUCGUCCGUUUGCCUCGGUUGCUGUUUCACUGGAUGCCAGAGGAGAGCUAACGGAAGUUUUGCAGCCUGUGGUUGAUGGUGUCCCUAAACCUGUUGCAAUGGAGCCUUGUUCAGGAGGGAAAGCUGCGGUGUUGACUGUCCUCAUGCGUCUGCCCUCUGGGGCAUCAGGUUUACCUCCACCAGGACAGUCAGGACUCAUUGUUGCCAGUGCGCUGAUAGACAUUUCGCAGCAGAAACCAUCAGAUUUUAAGGACAAGUCCCAGGCUUUAAAGAACCGAAAAGCCCUCCCUCCAGCACACCAAGGGACCUGCGUCUGAAUCCCAACCACUCGAUCCUUCGGGUCCCUUUUUAACACCGUCUGAGGUCACAUCGCUCCAACACGUCGCCGUUGAAAGCCUUUUCAGAGACAUGGACAUGACUACACGUAGAAGAUUUCAUCCGGCUGCUACCACUCGAGUUUUCACGUUCCAAGAGCACAACCUGCGUUACCUUUCCUGCUCCCUUUUUGACUCUUCUCUGCAUACGUCAACCUCAGUCUCCAACUUGUGCAAAAACUUCCGCCUGCUGGGCUUCUUCCCUUCAGCUUGGACAGUCAUGGCUAAGCUACACGUCUGUAUUCAAUGGACACCUGCCAGAUCAGUGGCUGGAUGAGUGACAGAUUAUUAAGGAGGAUCUGAACUUAGUCGUGUGUACUUUGUGACACCAUCCAUUUGCACAGCAUGAGGGAAUAGCAAAGGUGUCUGUAUAUUAGGUCGUAUUAAAGUUUUCUCUCACAGGAAAUAGAAUCAACGAUUGAAAAUGGCUGGUAGAUAUCCAGUACGUGCUGCCUGUAUGGUUUUUGACCUUCUUUUUGCUUGCCAACAAGUGGUAUUCUAUGGUGCUAAAGCAUUUAGUUUUUACGACAAGCCUGACUCGGCCUUUGCUGUAUGGACAGAACUCAUUAUGCCUUUUUUUUGUGAAGAAGAAAGCUACGCUAAGCUAAGCUAAAACCCGGACUCUUCGUCAGCGACCCCCCCCCAAACGACAUGCAAGCGUUUUGACAACUAUAGAGUAUUUUGUCAAACCACUUUGUUAGUUCGGCAUCUCCUGUACAUAUGCAUCAUCCACCCCAGCUGAAGUCUGUAUUUUCUGUGGAAUACGUGUACAGAACGCCGCAGAGACAUGACUGCAAUCGCUACCAGCAGCAUGUGGGUGAGGAACCGGAGGAGGCACGAACACAUCAUCCAUCAUCAAACUGAAGCAUGGACAUCUCCAAAACCUUAAGAAAAGUUAGAUACGUUUUAUUAGCAAACUGGAAGUUUCCUUUGUGUCUUUUUUUUUUCCAAUAUGGUCACUGUUGAGGAAAGUAACAAAACGCAGAAAAACACUGAAGCUCUGGUUGACUCUUUGCUGUUAUUUCUAAGUGUAUGAUUUUGCCGUGCAGCUUGGACAUUAGGCUUUUGAACCGGCCCUUGGAUUGAUGCGGUGGGGUGGAUGACAUUUAGGAGAAAAGACGUCUGCUUCAUGAAAUUAGACCAGGGACAUCGAGCUCCUCUGGCUGUUUACUACAGUAGUUUGUUUUGUAAGAUUUUUUUUUUUUUUAAAAACUGUUCUCUGAAGCUACGACUUUAUUUCGAUCUCUGAGUACAAGAGGUCUUGUUACCUUUUUUAUGAUGCCUUGGCUUUCCAUGAGCUCCAUGAAGGGGACAUGUCGAUCUGCAGAAUUUUCAAAGCUGUACAGUGUCUUGUUGGAACAAAUGUGAGUCUUUGUCACUCUUAUCUCUUGAGAUUUCAUGUGUUUUGUCAGGUUUUUAUGACAGAAUGGCGAAAGAUUAUCGUUUAUUUUCGGCCUUGUCACCUGAUACUAUUAUAUCUAUGAUGAAUUGUCUUUUGCUACACUCGUGAAAAGAGCAUUUCUGUUUAUAAUUUGUUUUGAUAUUUAACAGAUUCCUGUGUAAUAGCACAUCUAACUUGAUUUUUAUCGUUCACUUCAAUCGGUUGUUUUGAUGUCAAUUCUUUUUGAAUUCUGCAUCUUUAUGGGACUGUUUGGGCAUUGUCUUGCUUUUCAUUGCAAAGUGGUCAUUCUGAUGCAUUUCAUGAGGAUGGUAUGCCAGCUGAUGUGUUUUCACUUUGUGUCGAUAGAGGAAUCCUAUAACGGUGUCAUUACACAGGAAUCAGGGUCUCACUGUACCGUGAAAAAAAAGAUGAGAAACUGCAUAUCAGUAAUCUUCAGUGUAUUUUAAAGAUGGACAACAUGCCAGAAAAUAAAAAAAAAAAAACAGACCUGGAAAGCUUUUGUGCCAUUAAGUCUUUUCACACACACUGUAAAUAAAUAAUAAAUAAGCAUUUUGUUAAAAUCAA
Molecule: messenger RNA, 7106 nt
Organism: Acanthochromis polyacanthus (spiny chromis)
Lineage: Eukaryota; Metazoa; Chordata; Actinopteri; Pomacentridae
Gene: atrnl1b
Product: attractin-like 1b
Exons: 29
Coding region: 941-5083 (1380 amino acids)
Cellular component (GO): Golgi apparatus
Molecular function (GO): protein binding
Source: RefSeq, a predicted model, not a curated record